AUGGUGGUAAUCAACGGGAUCAAAUAUGCCUGUGAAACGUGUAUCAGGGGCCACAGAGCGGCGCAGUGUACUCACACAGAUGGUCCCCUGCAGAUGAUCAGACGCAAGGGAAGACCAUCGACUACCUGUGGCCAUUGUAAAGAACUGAGAAGAACCAAGAACUUUAACCCUUCCGGUGGGUGCAUGUGUGCUUCUGCACGACGGCUAGCGACUGGGAGUGAGGAUGACGAAUCACGGUGUCGUUGUGAUGAAGGUGAGCCUUGUAGAUGUCAUACUAGGAGGAAAACCAGUAGGAAGCAGAAGGCAGGAUCAUGCCAUAGCAGAGCAAGUCCUGAAGCGGCGAGCGCCAGCAAUCUUGGAGCGUUAGAUCUGGAGGCUUUUUUGGGUCUGAAUGACCCCUCGUCGUAUGGAAACGCAGCUGUCACACUGUCCAGUUUGAAGUCACCUGUGCAAAACGAUGACACCAAUGCAGAUAGUAUUGAUGACCUGAAUUUGUCUCCCCUCGGUACAUUUGAGCAAGACCCCGAUAAACUUCCGGAUCCUUCCAGUGCUAAUGACAAUGUAACCGCCAAUGCAACGGCAGACUCUCCUCUAAAUGAUAUUGAUAUUCCAUUUUCUAUCAAUGAGCUGAACGAGCUAUACAAGCAAGUAUCACCGCACACUUAA
Saccharomyces kudriavzevii IFO 1802 is the source of this 666-nucleotide messenger RNA. RefSeq names its product Cup2p (gene CUP2). Gene Ontology annotation, biological process: intracellular iron ion homeostasis; positive regulation of transcription by RNA polymerase II; intracellular copper ion homeostasis. The coding region runs from base 1 to 666 and encodes 221 amino acids. Gene Ontology annotation, cellular component: nucleus. Gene Ontology annotation, molecular function: RNA polymerase II cis-regulatory region sequence-specific DNA binding; copper ion binding; DNA-binding transcription factor activity, RNA polymerase II-specific. The transcript has a single exon. NCBI's taxonomy places the organism in Eukaryota, Fungi, Ascomycota, Saccharomycetes, Saccharomycetales, Saccharomycetaceae. The record is from RefSeq and is a predicted model, not a curated record.